Molecule: messenger RNA, 435 nt
Organism: Postia placenta MAD-698-R-SB12
Lineage: Eukaryota; Fungi; Basidiomycota; Agaricomycetes; Polyporales; Adustoporiaceae
Exons: 2
Coding region: 1-435 (144 amino acids)
Biological process (GO): RNA processing
Cellular component (GO): nucleus
Molecular function (GO): RNA-3'-phosphate cyclase activity
Source: RefSeq, a predicted model, not a curated record
AUGGCUAACACCACUAGUCCCCCACUACUCAUUGACGGCAGCACGCUCGGAGGCGGCGGUCAACUUCUACGCAACUCAAUCGCCCUCGCAGCUCUCCUUGGUAGGCCUAUCAAUGUCAACAAGCUGUCUCCCAAAGGCAAACAGCGUAGUCUGAAAGCGCAGGACGCCGCCGGACCACAUCUUAUUGCGGAUAUUUGCUCAGGUAACAUGGUAGGUUGCAAGAAAGGAUCGACAAGUAUCGAGUUGCAUCCAGGGUCUAUCUGUCUCGCUGAAGACUAUACUGCCGACUCCCAAACCGCCGGCUUGGUCGCGCUGCCCCUGCAAGUCGCGUUGCCAUGCCUUCCAUAUUCCUCGCCCGGCGCAUCCCUCGAGCCCGCAUACCUCACCUUCUGCGGUGCCACAAACCCGGUACAUCAUACAUGGCCCGCAGAUUGA